AGCACACCAACGCUCCACGCCUUGCCACAUUCGUGCUCAAACGCUUUCAGCAUUCAGUUCUCGAAGGGAGGCUCGGAGGCGUUCUCUUUGCAGCAUAUUGAACAGUCAUACCUACAGCUUGCAAUAAAGGUAAUAUUAGCACUUUGAUAUUAUCUUAAAAUUUCGUAUUUGGAAGUUUCAUAUCUUUAUUAUUUCUCAAGCGGUGAACUCGGUCAAACUGAUCGAAUUUAAACUGCGCUUGGGUUCAAAUGUUAAAAUUAAAAUAGUUUCCCCUGUGUGGAGUUUAUUUUCACCAUAUGAAGCUGAAUUUGCACGGCAAAAAAAGUCUUCUUGACAUUGAUGAUCUGCUUCUGCAAAAAUUGAUGCGUAGGUAGAUUUGCUUUCUUGCUUUGUUUUAUCAAAGGUAAACUAAUCAUUACUAGACGUCUAAUUUAUUUGCAUGAAAUCUCUUUAGCUAAUAAUUCGCUUUAGGCUCCAUUGCUCCUUCUGGCAUUUUCCAAAUGACCUACAAUUUCUCACGCGACUACUCUUCGUGCAAAAAUCUCAAUGCAAAUAUAAUCUUUGUGCAAAUAUAUUGCAUAUUUUUUCUGGAUUUUUUAAUAUCUGGGGCUUGCUUGCAAUGAGUACAUUGCAACGCAUAACAAACAGUUAUUUAGUCAUACAUUUUUGUUAUUGCAAAUAAGUGUCUCUAAGAGCUGUAUUUUAUUACUAUUCUUGUACUCUUUAAGCACUAGGCGUUUGUCGGAGUCAAUUAUUCCAUCGAAUGCUAAAAGGCCCGAAAUGUCGGCCAUUAAAAAACCAAUACGGCCGUUUGGUAAAGUUUCCGCACAGCCCCAUACUAUCGUAAAACAAAUCUGUUUUCCCAGUGGAAAUGUAUUGUUUUUGUCAUUGUUUUCUCUGUUCAAGAACUGAAUGCAUAAUGUAGGAUGGGGCUGUGCGGAAAUUUUACCGGCCGUUUCCCUUCCUUGGUCGAAAUGUUUCACUCGCCCACCGACUCAGCACAACAGUUUAUUUGGAUAUUGGUAGCUUCUGAAUAAAUUGUUGUCAGCCUGACGUCAAAAGACGUCUAUUGUAAUGAAAAUAUCCUGAUCGCGGCAAUCAUGCAAUGGUCUAUGGAUGAUAUUAAUUAAAAAUACGUCUAUAAAACGUAAACUGCUUCUAGUUAAGGUAAUUAGGGACUCUCUGGUCAUGUCACUGCGUCAAUCUACGGAACAAUCGUUGCUGGCGAUUAAUUAGUGAAAGGUUUUGAUUAUAAGUUUUUAUAGGGGGAACACAAAUCAAAGUUUAGGUAAAGAUAUCUGUACCUCUUACAAAAAAUUUAGCGAAAUUAUCAGAUACCUACAGUCUAAAGAACAGAAUAGCUUAUUCAGUCAUCAGUACAUUCUAGUUGUUAAGGGCACAAUCUUAUUUUCUCUAGACUGAUGUUAACUUGCGUUAACAUGCUUUAGUUGGCCUACCGGUUGGUUGUACGACUCGACUGUUGUAAUUUGACCUUUGAUACAUACGUUGGCGUUACGCGUCUAUUGAAAUCACUCCUGCACAAUUGUCGAUAACCAAACCUUUCCGAACAACACAAAGUCGACAAGCGUGGCUUUCCGAACAGCACACGGUCGACAAGCGUAGCUUUCCGAACAGCACGCAAUCAAAAAGCGAACCUCUCCGACAACACGCGGUCGACAAGCAUGGAUUUCAGAGCAUCACGCGGUCGACAAGCGUGGCUUUCCGAACAGCACAUGGUCGAAAAGCCCGACUUUCUGCCCUAAGAAAAGCUUGUCUCAAUCAAAAGCAAUUGCAAGUACAGUGAGCGGCUUUUGUUUCACCGAUAGCAACUAGGCGGAUGGAAUCUCUCUUACGGCAUCCCCUCUAAACAAUAUAUGAUAUUGACAAUAAUAUGAUAACAAUAAUGAGUUGAAAUGAUAAAAAUUUUUCAUUCCUUUAGGGACUUUUGUUCCUCCAACAUCCCGUCUUCCCUACUGUAAGCCUGAAGAUUACUGAUUGAUUUCGGUGUGUUUUCUCUGAAUUCUUUUUGCAUAGCUUGCACAAGACGUACUAUCAUGGCUUACGAAGGAUACACUACUUUUAAAGUAGAGAUCAAGGAAGGUGUGGCGUGGGUCACAUUUGACUUUCCUCCAGUAAAUGUCCAAGGAAAGCCGAUGUUGGACGAUCUCAAUCGUUUGGCCGAAGCUUUGGAACCGGAUCGCUCCAUCAAAGUCGUGGUAUUUCAGUCUGCCCAUCCUGACAUUUUUGUAUGCCAUGCAGAUAUCGACAUGUUAACCGAGAUUCCGGCUAAAGAACGCUCCAUGGACGAACCUUUACUGUACCUGCAGCAGGUGCUACAAAGGAUCAGUGCUCUCCCUCAGGCGACUAUUGCCAAGGUAGAAGGAAUGGCCCGCGGAGGUGGUCACGAAUUCAUGCUGGCUUGUGACAUGCGUUUCGCCGCCAGGGGGAAGGCAGUUUUCAUGCAGAUGGAGGUCGGUAUGGGCAUAGUUCCAUGCGGCGGGGGAACGCAACGACUUCCACGCCAGGUCGGUAUGGGUCGAGCCAUGGAGAUUAUCCUAGGGGCACAUGACUUUGAUGCUGACUUGGCAGAACGAUACGGAAGCAUCAACCGAGCGCUGGACCCGAACGAAAUUGGGCCAUUUGUGGAAGAGCUGGCUGACCGUAUAGCUAAGUUCCCUGCAGGUUCCAUUACAGCGUGCAAAAGGAGUGUUCUGGCUGCUGUUGAAACUCCGAUUGAAGAGGGCCUAAAGAUCGAGGCAUACCAGCUAGGGCAAGCUAUGUCCACGACCCCUGGAGCUAAAAGAUUUGCUUUUGGAAAGGAACAGGGCAUCCAGGUUGAUUUGGAAACCCAGAAGAACUGGGACAAAGGAGUUAUGGACAUCCAAGCAGUUCAAUAACUAAGCAUUUUUCUUUAGCUGAGUUUGCAUGGAAAGACUGUCUUCACUAAUAUGUAGGUUCUGAUUACAUUUGAACUAGGAAAUAACAGCUGCAGUUAUAUGUGUUGUAAACAUGAUUUGGUAUGUCUAUCGAUUAUCUUUGUCCAUGUCAGUUUCCUUUUCCUUCGGCAAUGGAAUAUUAAAGUUUGGACAUUGCAGGAC
Pocillopora meandrina is the source of this 3098-nucleotide messenger RNA. The record is from the annotation of a GenBank genome assembly. Lineage: Eukaryota; Metazoa; Cnidaria; Anthozoa; Scleractinia; Pocilloporidae.